AUGAGUUGCGAAGAAAAAAUUGAGCCACUAUUGGAUCCUAAAGAAGAGAGGUUUGUACUCUUUCCCAUACAACACGAAGAUGUAUGGAGGAUGUACAAGAAGGCUGAAAGCUCGUUCUGGACUGUGGAAGAGGUUCUCCUCGACAAAGACAUUGAAGAUUGGAAGAAGUUAAAUCCAAAGGAGAAGCACUUUAUCUCCAAUGUUCUUGCAUUCUUUGCGGCGUCUGAUGGAAUUGUCAAUCUGAAUCUGGUGGAGCGGUUCUCCAGCGAGGUCAAGAUGCUUGAAGCAAAGCUAUUCUAUGGGUUCCAGAUUGCAAUUGAGAACAUCCACAGUGAGAUGUACAGCCUGCUGAUUGACACGUAUGUAAGGGACGGAGAACAGAAGAAGUUCCUUUUUAAUGCAGUCAAAACUAUCCCCUCUGUGAAAGACAAGGCCGAUUGGGCAAUAAAAUGGAUUGAGGAUAAGAAUUCUGACUUUGCAACAAGGCUUGUGGCGUUUGCCUGUGUGGAGGGUAUAUUCUUUUCUGGGUCAUUUGCAUCUAUAUUCUGGCUGAAGAAGAGAGGGCUGAUGCCUGGACUAACGUUUUCGAACGAGCUGAUAAGCAGGGACGAGGGUCUGCACUGUGAGUUUGCAUGCCUUUUGCAUAGACGUUACCUGAAACAGAAGUGCAAGCGAGUAAAGGAGGUGGUGAUGGAUGCAGUCGAAGUUGAAAAGAGGUUUCUGAGUGAAAGUCUUCCAGUGGAUCUUAUAGGGAUGAACUGCCAGUUGAUGUGCAAAUAUAUAGAGUUUGUAGCCGAUACUCUCCUAGAGAAUCUUGAGGAGGAGAAGAUAUACCAUACUCCCAACCCGUUUGAUUUUAUGGAGAACAUCUCUUUGGUUGGAAAGACAAACUUCUUCGACAAGAGAGAGUCACAGUACCAGAAGGCAUUUGUGGGGAUAGAUAAUGGAAAUGAUUCGUUCAGGAUAGAUGUCGACUUCUGA
Encephalitozoon intestinalis ATCC 50506 is the source of this 981-nucleotide messenger RNA. RefSeq names its product ribonucleoside-diphosphate reductase small subunit. The record is from RefSeq and is a predicted model, not a curated record. NCBI's taxonomy places the organism in Eukaryota, Fungi, Microsporidia, Unikaryonidae. The transcript has a single exon. Gene Ontology annotation, cellular component: cytosol. Gene Ontology annotation, biological process: deoxyribonucleotide biosynthetic process. Gene Ontology annotation, molecular function: ribonucleoside-diphosphate reductase activity, thioredoxin disulfide as acceptor. The coding region runs from base 1 to 981 and encodes 326 amino acids.